UUACCGUUGGGAGCUGACAGCUCCCAACGGUAAUUAAUGUGUUCCGCAUUUGUCAAAUGCGAAACACAUUAAAUUCUGAAGGCUAUAUAAGCCUUCUCCAGCAGGUAGAUCUUUACCACAAUUUGAAACCAAAAAAUACUUAAAACAUGAAAGUUCGAGGGAGACGGUUAUUAUUUUGAGCGGAAAAAUCUUGAACCGAGGUGCUUUUAUUUCGAAUCUAUAUUUUGGAGCUAAGGAGUUAUAUUAUUUAAUACUAAUUAUUUUGGAGAACUACAAGAGAAAUGACGAGUCCGUUUCAGCAGACCACACCACCGGCGUCUCAGUUCCGGCAGACCACACCACCGGCGUCUCCGUUUCAGCAGACCACACCACCGCCGUUUGCUGCAUCAGAUCAGUAUUACCGUCCAGCGCCAUAUACAGAUGCUCAACCGUUCACGUCUUUCGAUCAGUGUUACCGUCCCACGAUGCCUUCGGAUGAGCAGCCGUCGACGUCACAUUCGCGGCCAUCUUCUUCUCACCAGGCCCAGGAUCCAUCACAGCUACAUUUUACACUGUCAGAGUCAUGGUUAUUCGGUCCGGAGAUCGGUUCAGAGGCGUACGAGGAGCUUUUAUCACGACCGGAUCUCACACCUCCAUCUUUUAGACUUCUACCGCCCACACAGGAGGAGACUGGUACUGCACCACCAGCAGCAGACGUUCAGCAUUCAGCUCAGGACGAGGACGCCUCCGAUAGCGGCGAGAGUCCUCCGGUACCCAGACAGUUUCACUCGAUCACAGACAGCUCGCGGCACCGACGAGAGACUCACGGUUUGAGGGUACAGAGACCGAGGACUCGUAGAUAUGAGGAUUAGAUUUCAUAUUUUUCUUUAUUUAUCGAUUUUUGUAUUUUAGUAUAUGUUGUAUGUUUACUAUAUUCGGUAUAUUAUAAUCGUUUGUGAAAAUUGUUAUUUUUUUUAUA
Mercurialis annua (annual mercury) is the source of this 958-nucleotide messenger RNA. RefSeq lists its product as uncharacterized. The record is from RefSeq and is a predicted model, not a curated record. The transcript is spliced from 2 exons. NCBI's taxonomy places the organism in Eukaryota, Viridiplantae, Streptophyta, Magnoliopsida, Malpighiales, Euphorbiaceae. The coding region runs from base 282 to 851 and encodes 189 amino acids.